Messenger RNA from Verticillium alfalfae VaMs.102, 336 nucleotides. RefSeq lists its product with no specific name. The record is from RefSeq and is a predicted model, not a curated record. The transcript has a single exon. Bases 1 to 336 code for a protein of 111 amino acids. NCBI's taxonomy places the organism in Eukaryota, Fungi, Ascomycota, Sordariomycetes, Glomerellales, Plectosphaerellaceae.
AUGCAUCGUCGCCCACUCACUCGUGUCGCCCGAAGCUCGUCCAGCCGCGCCAAGCCGCUGCCGGCCGCUGCCGCGCCAAGGAGUGCCGUCCAACCCGGGGAGGAGAGGGGGCCCUGCGGUGUCACGGUCGCACGUCUCCAAACCGGUUUUCCGCCCGCUGCGUCUGGAACAUCUCCACGUCAGGCGGCUUUAUUUGUUUUUUCGUGGUGUCUCUUCGAGGGACGCCCAUCCCGCCGAGCCGCGCGUCGGCGUCGCCCCCACCCGCCAUCAUGCUGUCCUGUCCUGUCCCCGCGGCCGGGGUUCUUGGGGCAAUGCGGGGGCAAAAGCAGAGGGUGA